AUGAAUGGUGUAAAUAUGAUUGAUGAUGAUGAUGAUGAUGAUGAAGUACAAAUUAAAACGACAUCGUCAACAUCAAUAUCAUCAAAAUCAUCAUCUCUAACAACAAAGAAAAAAAAAGGAGUUUUUCCUCGAUGUAAGGCUUGUCUUAAAACCUUUUCUCUUCAUUGUGAUGGAAAAUCAGCAGUCGAAAAACAUAUGACUAGUUAUGUACAUAAAAAGUCGAUGAAAACGUUCGAGAAUAAUUGUUCACUAACACAAUUUAUAACUCCAGAACGUGAAUUAGAUAAAAUUGCAGCAGCUGAAUGUGUACUUGUUUUCCAUGGAGUAAAACAUGGACAUAGUUAUCGAUCUCAAGAAUGUACAGCUGAUUUAAUUCGAAAUAAAAUAUAA
This is a messenger RNA of Rotaria sp. Silwood1, 390 nucleotides long. The record is from the annotation of a GenBank genome assembly. NCBI's taxonomy places the organism in Eukaryota, Metazoa, Rotifera, Eurotatoria, Philodinida, Philodinidae.